This is a messenger RNA of Penicillium paradoxum, 1350 nucleotides long. RefSeq names its product trans-hexaprenyltranstransferase. Bases 1 to 1350 code for a protein of 449 amino acids. Gene Ontology annotation, cellular component: transferase complex. Gene Ontology annotation, molecular function: prenyltransferase activity. The transcript has 2 exons. NCBI's taxonomy places the organism in Eukaryota, Fungi, Ascomycota, Eurotiomycetes, Eurotiales, Aspergillaceae. The record is from RefSeq and is a predicted model, not a curated record. Gene Ontology annotation, biological process: isoprenoid biosynthetic process; ubiquinone biosynthetic process.
AUGGGAGCUCGAACCGUAUCGGCCACCGGGCUGAUCCUCUCAUCACGAACGACUUCGACUGUCUGUUCCCAAUGCCUCCGCGAUGACCUCCGUUUCGCGCAUCUUGCUCUCCAAUCCCGCAAAUACCACCCCACACGUCGGCGAGAUGCCUCGCCGUUUGGAGCUGCCGUGUCGGCGGCUCAGGCCAUCUUCAAGGGAAUGCCGAAGGCGCCUCCAGGUAUCUCUGUUGACCCGUUGAGAAUGGUCGGAAAAGAACUCAAGUUCCUCACCAAGAAUAUCCGUCAAUUGCUUGGAUCGGGCCAUCCAGCCCUGGAUAAGGUCGCCAAGUACUAUACUCACAGCGAGGGCAAGCACAUGCGGCCCAUGCUUGUCCUUCUCAUGUCCCAGGCCACAGCCUUGGAUCCGCGCAAGCACCACACCUACACGGACAAACCGAGCCCAGUCGAUUCUGCCUUUAGUGCGCCAUCCAUCCUCGAAGACGCCAACCCAGAAAUGAACCCGCUCGUGGCCCCGGCCGCCGAGAGCAAAUAUGAUGUUACGGGAGAUGACAACAUCCUACCCUCACAGCGCCGACUAGCCGAAAUCACAGAGCUGAUUCACACCGCAUCUCUCCUGCACGACGAUGUCAUUGAUAAUGCUGUCACGCGUCGCGCCAACAGCUCCGCGAACCUGGCGUUCGGGAAUAAGAUGGCCGUCCUGGCGGGUGACUUCUUGCUUGGACGUGCCUCGGUGGCACUGGCUCGUCUACGUGAUCCUGAGGUCACCGAGCUCAUGGCAACUGUAAUUGCUAAUUUGGUGGAGGGCGAGUUCAUGCAGCUGAAGAACACUGCGCAAGACGAAUCAAAACCCGUUUACACCGACGAGACCCUUUCCUACUACCUCCAGAAGACCUACCUGAAGACGGCCAGUCUGAUCAGCAAGUCCUGCCGGUCUGCUGCAGUUCUCGGCCGGAGUGCUCCGGAGGUGAUCGAGGCAUCAUACGCCUAUGGUCGCAAUCUGGGUCUGGCGUUCCAGCUUGUUGAUGACAUGUUGGAUUACACCGUCACCGAGGCAGAGAUGGGCAAGCCAGUUGGUGCUGAUUUGGAGCUUGGUUUGGCGACUGCGCCGCUCCUUUUCGCGUGGAAGAGUAACCCGGAGCUUGGUCCUUUGGUUGGACGGAAGUUCCGUGAGGAGGGUGAUGUACAGCGGGCCCGCGAGCUUGUUUACCGUAGCGACGGUGUUGAGCAGACCCGUGCUCUCGCCCAGGAGUACGCUGACAAGGCCGUUGCUGCCAUCAGCGACUUCCCAGACAGUGAUGCUAAGACUGGUCUGAUUGAAAUGUGCCAGAAGGCCAUGAACCGGAGGAAGUAG